Molecule: messenger RNA, 693 nt
Organism: Humulus lupulus (European hop)
Lineage: Eukaryota; Viridiplantae; Streptophyta; Magnoliopsida; Rosales; Cannabaceae
Exons: 2
Coding region: 1-693 (230 amino acids)
Source: RefSeq, a predicted model, not a curated record
AUGUUGAAGCAGUUGCAUAUCAACAUCCCACUUGUAGAGGCACUUGAGCAAAUGGCUAACUAUGUGAAAUUUAUGAAAGUUGUUCUUACAAGGAAGAGAAGGUCAGGAGAGUUUGAAAUCGUGGCUCUAACCAAAGAGUGUAGUUCAUUUAGGCAAGACAAGUUGCCACCAAAGUUGAAGGAUCCUGGGAGUUUCACUAUUCCUUGUACUAUUGGAGAUACUUAUUGUGGGAUGGCUUUAUGCGAUUUGGAUAGAUCUCUUGCUCAUCCAGAUGGCAAGAUUGCAGAUGUGUUGGUGAGGGUAGACAAAUUCAUAUUCCCUGCUGAUUUUAUUGUGCUGGACUAUGAGGCGGAUAGAGAGGUGCCCAUUAUCUUGGGGAGGCCAUUUCUUUCAACAAUAAGAACUUUGAUAGAUGUGCAAAAGGGUGAGCUUACUAUGAGGGUCCAAGAUGAAAAGGUGACUUUUAAUGUUUUUAAGGCUAUGAGAUUUCAUGUUGAGGUCGAGGAAUGCUCAGUGGUUAUAAUGGUAGAUUCAUUGGCAUCAAGGGAAUUUGAAACUAGUAAUGUUGAUGAUCCAUUAGAGAGGUUAUUGUUGUUUGACUCUCACAAUGAUGAAGAUGAGGAGGAGUUCUUAGCUUGGUUGGAGGCUAAUUCUCAAGGGUUAAGAACAAGAGGCCGAUUUGAUUCAUUGUAG